GCUGAUUCUCAGUCAUGUGACCAAAUACGGAAAUAAUCGUGCAGAGUUUGUCCACAAUGGCAUCAUGACUUUGUGACACAAAUUUAUUACAAAGUUUAUUUUCUUAUGAGUGUUUUCUUCAGGUGUUUAUGAAAUGCCAGAUCAGCUAUGGUGAUUUGUUUCUUAAUCCACACGGUGUGUCCGGUGAGCGCGCUGUCCGCAGGUGAGAGUCGGAUACUGUACGCGCGCGUGUUCGGACCGGAGACCGGAGACGGUGACUUCACACCGGAGCAGAGACGACUGAUGCAGAAAGAGAAACUUCACGUGGUAGCGAGGCAGGUGAGGUGUGCUGUGGCUCUGAGUAGGGAGGCCUCAGGCGGUUUGUGUGUGGAGGCAGUGCUGGGUGAGGAGGCUGCAGCUCUGGGUGAAGCUGACAGCGGAGUGUUUUCCCUGGGCGAUGCAGAGCUCUUUCCUGAUCGGACUGUUGUUCUGUGGCUGGGGGUUCAGUCUCUAGCGUUCACUCUGGUCUGCAGAUCACACGAGAACCUCCUGCUCGCCGAGGGAGCGCUUCGCAACAUUGCACGUCACUGCCUGGAGGAGCUACGUCUGCUGGGACCUGGUGCUGAGGUGUUGCUGAAAAGUGAUCGAGUGGACGGAUUGUUGCACAGACUGCUUCCCCAUGGUCAGCUCCUCUUUCUCAACCACCGUUUUGCCUUCGCCCUGGAUAAAGAGAUAGCGAGCUACGUGAGCAAAUGAAACAGUGUGUGUAUUGGUAUAAACAUGAACAUUUGCCACAUAUUUAGAGAGUAAUAUAUUAACUGCCUGAUAAAUCGAGGAUGUUCUGAUUUAAGAGAUUUGGACGAACCACUUCUCCUCUGAAGGUGUAAUGGCAUUCGAAAAGUAAAAGAUUGCACCCACAAAGUGUAUUGUGAACUGUUUUUUUCCCUUUGAGGAAACCAGAAGGCACAUGUUCUAAAACUUUAAUUGCAGUUUGACAUCAGAUUAGAUGAAAAAAGGCCCAACCCACUCUAAAAAAGCAGCACAGCUUGUGAUAUAUCGGUGAAAGAUUCUUUAGAGCUUAUUCAAGUAAAGCUCUUUACACAUUUGAUCUCAGGCAGGAUGACUUUGGAGUACCUGAUUAACUGGCCAUAAAUGGUCAAUUGAUAACAUUGUUCAUUGAGUUUCUUGUUAAUUAAAAUCUGAAUUUAUUAUUAUUACUGUCUGGCUGGGUCAAAAUAAAACCAUUGCAGUGUAUAUAUAUAUAUAUAUAUAUAUAUAUAUAUAUAUAUAUGACUCUCCUCUAGAGGGCAGUGUUGCAUUUUAUUAAUUGCUAUAUGUUUUGCUUUAGUCAAGUGCAUGGCAAUUUGAAUAAUCCUCUAACACUUUCAUCUAAAAUAAUUCAGUAGUUCACAGCAGUGUGUCUGCCAACAGAUCUGAGAUGGCUGAUUGACAAGGCCGUAUGACGCCUUGAUAUCUAGGCCAACGAAGCAAUCACGCAAUUCCUGAAAAUCCAUUUUUAGCCUCUCUUUCCCCUGAUUUAAUAAUGACGAGUUACCUCUGUCAUCGUGCUGUGCUGGGAAUGAAGAGAGGGCGAGGAUGUCCACUUAUAGUAAGUGUGAGGCCAAUCAUAACUCACAAGUACUACGGUUCAAUAUGUUGUCUGGUGAGUGUGAGGCUUUUCUGGCUUCCUUGUGUCAGCUGCCUUAUAGAGUAGUGAUGGUUGGCAUUCCUCUCGCAUCAAGCAUGACAAGAGCCCCAUUAUGGCCAAAUGCUCUGUAGCUGUGAAAUGUUGUUUAGACACUCGCAUUGAAAGGACCUAUAGCACAUUACAUGUCAUCACAAUAGCAUUUGAAUCGAGUAGCAUGCGGUUAGUGAUAUCUCAGAUCUCUCACUGCAUUUCUGUGGAUGUUAAACAAUUUCACACUUUCAGGUGACAGCAUUCAAGGGGUCUAUAUCUGUAUUUUUUCCACUUAAAAUGACUGAAAAUAUAGUUUUUCAUAACCAAUUUUCACCUCUAUCUCAUCUGCUUAGAAGAAAAUUGGAGUUUUUGGCUGCUAUGCCUUUAAGGUGUCCAUGUAAACACUGUUGGAAAAUAUGCUGCACAAUAUGUUAAGAUUUGGGACCUUAUUAAAAUGAACUUCACCCCUUUUUCCUUAUGUUGAGAUGUUUUUGUAGCCUUUGCAGAGCCGUAGGUGCUACACACAGCCAUUAUCAGCAUAAACUAGGUUUUUCUGAUGUUAGGAAUGACAAUUAAUCAUUGAAUUAUGAAUGUGGGUAGUCAUAUGUUAAUGAGUUUUGGUUUUCUGAUAUCAGGAACCUGGGAAUUUUGGAAAAAGCCAUGUUUGCAGUUUAGUUUCAGUAGAUCGUCUUUUUGAAUUGGGAAGUUAUUGUAUAUUUUUAUAGUGUAUUUUCAUUCAUGAAGUUAUUGUGAACACAAAUUAUGUGUUUACUGUACUACUAAUUUGUUCACUCGUUUUAAUUUGAAAAUGAAGGAACGAAUCAAUAAUAUAGCCACAAAUUAAUAUGACUAUAGUAGUAAUAAUAUCCCAACAACAGUAAGAGGUAAUAAUAAUCCUAAUGUGUAGUUUUACCUACAUUUUUUGAUGCAAUGUUAAAAUAAAAUGCGUCAUCUUG
Molecule: messenger RNA, 2613 nt
Organism: Onychostoma macrolepis
Lineage: Eukaryota; Metazoa; Chordata; Actinopteri; Cypriniformes; Cyprinidae
Gene: ap5s1
Product: adaptor related protein complex 5 subunit sigma 1
Exons: 3
Coding region: 148-735 (195 amino acids)
Biological process (GO): endosomal transport; double-strand break repair via homologous recombination
Cellular component (GO): cytosol; lysosome; late endosome
Source: RefSeq, a predicted model, not a curated record